Messenger RNA from Wasmannia auropunctata (little fire ant), 1594 nucleotides. RefSeq names its product mediator of RNA polymerase II transcription subunit 4 (gene MED4). The record is from RefSeq and is a predicted model, not a curated record. The transcript has 3 exons. Bases 241 to 1005 code for a protein of 254 amino acids. NCBI's taxonomy places the organism in Eukaryota, Metazoa, Arthropoda, Insecta, Hymenoptera, Formicidae. Gene Ontology annotation, cellular component: mediator complex; core mediator complex. Gene Ontology annotation, biological process: regulation of transcription by RNA polymerase II. Gene Ontology annotation, molecular function: transcription coregulator activity.
GUAUGUUUUGAAAAGUCGUGUAGAGUCGCGUCAAAACAUGUCGGAUGUAUCGCGAUGUGCUAUCUCGCGUCAUUUGAGACGUCCGGUAUACAUGAUGAACGUUAUUGGAUGUCAACAGAUUGAAACAGAAAUGUGAUAAUUGUGUACAACACGUGAACGCUUUUAUGUUAAUUACAUACUGCUAAUUAAACGAAUUCACACAUAAUUCGGCAGAGUCUGCUUGUUGAACGAUCAACCGCGAUGGCAUCGAGCAGGAGUACGAGAGAAGUUCUGUUAUCGCUGGUGGACGAUAUUGAAUUAAUAGCGAAGGAGAUGAUAGAAAACACAAUCGCUCAGAAACCUGCGAAACUUUCGAGCAUGGAGCACGCUCAGUUAACUGAAUUGCUGGUCGCCAAAGAUAACGAGUUAAAGGCGACGCUGAAACGGGCCGCCGAGCAAGCAAAGAUCAACCUGAAGAUGGAGGCGCUGAAGGCCGAGGUAGAGAGGCAGGACCAGGAUAUUCAGCAGCUGCAGCGACAGUUGAAAGAAGCGGAGCAGAUCCUGGCUACGGCGAUUUAUCAAGCGAAACAGAAAUUGCAGUCUAUUGCACGUGCCAAUAAGAGACCGGUACCCUCGGAGGAGCUUAUUAAGUACGCACACAGAAUAAGCGCAACUAAUGCCAUUUGCGCGCCGUUAACGUGGCAGCAGGGAGAUCCCAGAAGGCCGUAUCCCACAGACAUGGAAAUGAGAUCAGGGUACCUGGGACGAUUGAGUGACCUACCUUUAAAUGGGCAGGUGCUCGGGUCUCAUCCAGGAAUACCGUCCGAUCUACAUAGAGCAGGACAUCCUGCUGGAGAACCACCCGUUUCGCAAUCAAAUCAAUUUGCCUGGCAUCCGUCGGGAGAGAUUCAUAUGUCGGUCGGCGGACAGGGUAGUGUGGCUGUGAAUACACAUAAACAAGAAACAGAAGACGUCGAAGUUAUGUCCACGGAUUCUUCGAGUAGUUCGUCUAGUGAUUCUCAGUAAAUAUAAGUAUAUUAUUGUAUAUACCGUGUGUACAUUAAUAUUAUUGUACACACGAUAUAUGCAUGUGUUAGAAGUGCAUAAGAUAUUUUCUCAAUAAAAUUGAGACUUUUUUUAAUCAUCUGUAUGAAAUGUAAUUUACGGAUGUAUAUUGUGUAUUGUGACGUGAUGCCUUUAGUCAUCUGGUCACAUCUGAUUGCAAAUCUGUGGAAACGAGAUUUGAACCCGUACUCUGUCAGUUCAGGAAAAACCAUUUCUACAGUCACAUUAUAGAUUACUCUUCUUUUUUUUAUUAGCGUAUUCGAUGAUCAUCGUAAGCUAACAAUUCGUUUAUCGAAAAAAAUCUCAUCCGGCCGAUGGAAUGUAGAGAAUUGAUGUAACAACAAGGAAAUUAUGAAAAGAGUAUCCACGUUGUGUCGACUCUUUUUUCGCUUUCACCCGCAUUUGGUUCAAAUAGGUACUACUGUUGACUCAUUAAUUAUUUUAUAGCAUGGAAUAUAAUCACAGAGAUACAUGUAUCGAAUAGUAUUAGUUAGAAAAAAAUUAUUCAUAUAUGUUAAAAUCAUUUUUCUAAAAUAUAUGUGUAAAAUAA